AUGCGAACAUACCACGUCCGCAUCGUCGUACAACAGCCAGCCCCAACACACGACAGCUUCCUCCCGAAAAGUCUCUGGCAGCCACUCCCCGCACAUCCCCAUCCACGCUCACGCACAAGCGCACACAAGCUUCCCGUGCAGACGAGCUCGAGUCUGCCGCCGAAGGACUACAGAUUUGGACAGAUCAGAAUCGAGUGGGUCGAUUUUGAAAGCAGUAUGAUCACUGGCAAGGACAGGGCGCAGCAGGCCCGUGGUACAGCGACGGCAACCUUCGCACCACACCCUCACACAAAAUCCGGCGCAACAAACCUCCCAGACGGCGUCGUGCACGUUUUUCGUGACACCGGCAGCGCACAGACCGUCAAUUCCCCUCGUACAGACACGGAUCCAGAAGGCUCUGCUGGAACUUCCUCAUCAGAUGCAAGCCGCAUCGUGCUCGACAACGCCGAUACGGAUGGCGUCAUGCUCGCCGUCCUCGCCGUCCCCGCCUGGAUGGCCCCGUCUGACUUCCUCGCUUUUGUCGCUCCCGCAGCAGGAGGCCUCGCUCAUCUGAGGAUGAUCCGGGAUUCCGCACCCAACCGGUCCCUCGUCUUGAUGAAGUUUCGCAAGAUCGAGGAUGCGGUCGAGUUUGCAGAGGCAUACAAUGGCAAGCCGUUCAACUCGAUGGAGCCUGAAAUUUGCCAUGUUGUACACGUCUCUUCCGUAAGCAUCAGCACCGAGGAUGCGCUCUCGCUCGCGAUCACGCGCCUCGGCGCCGCGCAGGCGCCUGUGCAUGAGCUUCCGACGUGUCCCGUGUGCUUGGAACGCAUGGACUCGGCCGUCACGGGCCUUGUGACCGUGCCGUGCUCACACACAUUCCAUUGUAUGUGUCUCAGCAAGUGGGGAGACAGCCGGUGUCCCGUAUGCCGCUACUCCCAGAACCUCCGCACCUCCCACCCCUCCACCUCGGCCACCUCAGCCACUCCACUCCCAUUUACCACUCCAGGACGACUCUCGACGUGUGCCUCCUGUUCCUCGACGACAAACCUUUGGAUUUGCCUCGUCUGCGGCAAUAUCGGCUGCGGGCGCUACGGCCGUGCCCACGCGGCGGCGCACUACGACGCGACGACGCACCUGUACGCGCUCGAACUCGAGACGCAGCGCGUGUGGGACUACGCCGGCGACGGGUACGUGCACCGGCUGAUCCAGAACAAAGCCGACGGGAAGCUCGUCGAGCUCCCGAGCGCUAGCAUGGCGGCGGGCGCGGCGGUGCGCGCGAACGGGAGCGGCGGUGGCGGGCCGAGCGCGGCGGAUUCGCUGAGCGCAGAGAAGAUCGAGGCGAUCGGCAUCGAGUACUCGUACCUCCUCAGCUCGCAACUCGACUCGCAGCGUGCGCACUUCGAGUCACAAGCUGGCGACCUCCGCGCGCAGCUCGACGCGCUUCGGCUCAGCGCAGAGCACGAGCGCGAACUACACAAGCAGCAGGAGAGAGAGCAGGCCCGCGCGCUCAAGGCGGAAAAAAGCGAGGCGGCAGGGCGUGCGGCUGAGUACGCGCGCGAGGCGGCACGGCUCGCGCGCCGCGCCGAGAAGGCGUCGGAGCUCGUGACGCGGCUCGCGCGGGACCUCGAAGCGGAGCGCGCGGUGAGCGCCGGGCUACUGCGGAACCUCGAGGCGACGCGCUCGCGAGCGGAGACGGCGGAGCGUGGGCAGGCGGCGCUGGAGGUGCGUGUGGGAGAGCUGGAGGAGCAGGUGCGGGACGUGAUGUUCUUUCUCGAGGCGCGCGACAAGAUUGAGGAGGGCGUGGGGGUGGUUGGGGAGGCGAAGGGCGGGUCGGUGGGGAUAGCACCGACGGCACCGUCCGGCACAGUAGCAGGCGGAGGACAAGAUGGAAGUGGCGGGCAGGGGAGAAGGAAGAAGAAGAAUGGAAAGAAGUAA
This is a messenger RNA of Heterobasidion irregulare TC 32-1, 1914 nucleotides long. RefSeq lists its product as uncharacterized. Lineage: Eukaryota; Fungi; Basidiomycota; Agaricomycetes; Russulales; Bondarzewiaceae. Bases 1 to 1914 code for a protein of 637 amino acids. The transcript is spliced from 5 exons. Gene Ontology annotation, cellular component: cytoplasm. Gene Ontology annotation, biological process: Ras protein signal transduction; protein ubiquitination. Gene Ontology annotation, molecular function: ubiquitin protein ligase activity; zinc ion binding. The record is from RefSeq and is a predicted model, not a curated record.